CGUCACCAUGACGCAAUGGACUGGACUUGUAUACGCAAACGAAUUCUUUUUUUUUUGUUUACUUAUAAAUACUCACGUUUGCUCCGGGGGUGAUUAAAAUCUGUAUUAUACUGUCAAUUGCAUUAUAGAGUCUGUGUUUACCUUCUUCCAAUUACUCCCUUUCACCUACUACUUCCUUAUUAUCAUAACUUACCAAGAUGUUAAGCCGAAGCUCCAGAUUCGCUACAAGCUGCACAAGACAGCAACUCUACCGCCAAACAAGAACCCCCCUUCGCAAUGCACGCUGUCGCUAUUCCACCUCCACAGAGUCAGGCUCAUCAGGCGCUUCCCCCGCUGUAGUCGGCGGUAUCGCCGGUGGCGCCGUGACCUUCUUUGCAGGAUACCUCUGGUACCAAUUCUCCGGGGCGAAGACGAUCGUUCAGACUGCAAACCAAACAGAAGCGUAUUUCAAGGAGGCCAAGAAGAAGGUCGCCCAGAAGACUCCCGAGCCGGAUGAAGCGUUCGGGUGGUUGAGAGACACGGCCAAGAGUUAUGCGUCGUUUAUUCCCGGUGCGAAGAGCUACGUUGAUACGGCGUUUGAUGACCUAGAGACCAUCAGACGUAACCAGGGAAAGGAGUUCGAUGAGAUUGUCCGCGAUGCGUACAAUGACUUGCGCGAUAUCUCAAAGAAAGGUAAACUUGAUGUGGAUACCGCGGUCAAGGUACGGGAUGUGCUGGAGAAGCACUUUAAGCGGCUGUAUGAUCUGGCUGGGGAUUCUGCGGAGGAUAUUUUGAAUAAUCACCCCGAGCUCAAAGAGAAGUUUGGGGGCAGCUUUGAUCGGCUGAAGGAGAUGGGUAGUGCCUAUGGUCCUCAGGCUCAGGAGGAGGUUGACAAGACUUGGAAGCAAGUUAAGGAUAUUGUCUCUGCUGGUAUCAGUUUUGAUACCGUCGAGAAGAUCCAGAAGGUGACUAAGGAGAAGGAGGAGAAGCUUCGGAAGCUCGGUGACGAGGCCUGGAAGCGUGGUUUGGAUGAGGCCCGGCCUUACCUUGAGAAGAGUCCGAAGAUCAAGGAGUUCGUCGAGAAGAAUACAGAUGCCUUGAAGAAGGGUAACUAUGCGAAGAUCUGGGACAUGAUCAAGGAGAGUUCGUCCUCCGGAAAUACUGAAGACUUGGAAAAGUAUGUCAAGGAUCUCGCCGGUCAAGCCAAGGAGAGUGGAUUUGGUAAUCUAGAUAAACUAUCAAACAUGGUUCCUGGAGGUUCACAAAUCCUUUCCCAGCUGCAGUCCCUUCAGAAUGCUGCAGAGAAGAAGGGCCCGGAGGCCGAGAAGCUUCUCAAGGAAACUGUUGACGACCUCCAAGGAGUUUUGUCCGAGAAACUGAAGAAAGCGGAAAAGCUUGCUGAGGAAACAAAGUCUGAAACUAAAUAAGCUUGAGUGGCGAUGUGCGACUUUAUCUAUACAUAUGCAUUAGUCGAGCUUCCAUCUGGCGAAAGAUUAAUAUUAAUCAAGAGGAUUCAUUCGUGGAUGACGAUGCAUUCUGGGAAUCGGCGUUCAUAUUCGGAUCUAGGUCAGCGAUGGCUUAUGGCAGGUACAUUUUAAUUUAGCAAUGAAACUUCCAUCCCAACCCUCAAAUUCCCGAGCAUGUUUCAUGUUUACUUUUGAAUCAUAGAAAUUGCCCCCAGGCAAUAUUGUAGAUGCCUCAGGCCAGAAGAAAAUUCGAAGA
Molecule: messenger RNA, 1701 nt
Organism: Aspergillus pseudotamarii
Lineage: Eukaryota; Fungi; Ascomycota; Eurotiomycetes; Eurotiales; Aspergillaceae
Exons: 1
Coding region: 198-1406 (402 amino acids)
Source: RefSeq, a predicted model, not a curated record